AUGUGCCUUCCUGAUCGGAAAACCGCUGCGCACGCAUCACAAACAUACAUGAAAUUUGUGUGUGGGUGUGUGUGUGUGUGUGUGUGUGGCUCCGACACCAAACCUCAGAGCCAUCAUCCUCAUCCUCAGGUGGAGAAGAAGAGGUUAAACCGCGCGCCGUCCCCUGCCAGACCCGUCCUGAAGGAUGUCCACUCGCGAACGGCCAAACCGAUCGUGCCAAAAUCACCCAAAUUCAACAAGCAGCCAGCGUCCGCCGCGCCGGUGACACCUCAGAGCCGCGUUCCUAGACGCACCGUUCCGGGCGCGAAGGACAAAACCGCAUCAGCACCUGCAAGAAGCAACAGCAAGCCCUCAGCGACAAAAAAGGCCGUUAAGGUCACUCAGCAUGCAGCAUCCGAGACGAAACCGGCCUGCAAAGCGGUUGAUGCCGCCGCUCCGCAGAUCGCCAAGAGCAAGGGACGGCUGGCCCCGGUACGCGUCCCCACCGGACGCGGCGUUUGUCAGACGGACAGCAGCUCGGAUUUGUCCGACUGCCCCUCCGAGCCGCUGUCCGACGAGCAGAGACUCGCUCAGGCCGCCAGUAGCGAUGCGGAGUCGGGCAGCGGCUCCGGUUCGAGCGAGCAGGCGGCCGGGGUUCGGGUUCGGAUCUCAGGAGCGGGAGCUGCACCUGUGCCCGGUGCGCACGCGGACAAAUGCAAAGCCGAGAAAGACGCACAAUUCAAACCGGAGGGCAAGGAAAUGGCCCAGGAGGAGCUGCUGAGGGAAAUCGAAGACCUUCGAUCGGAAAAUGACUACCUCAAGGAUGAAGUGGACGAGUUGCGAGCAGAGAUGGAGGAGAUCAGGGACAGUUACCUGGAGGAGGAGGUGUACCAGCUCCAGGAACUGCGCAGGGAACUGGACCGCUCCAACAAGAACUGCCGGAUCCUGCAGUACCGCCUGCGCAAGGCUGAACAGAAGAGCCUGCGUGUAGCUCAGACCGGACACGUCGACGGAGAGCUUCUGCGCGGUCUGGAGCAGGACCUCAAGGUGGCCAAAGAUGUAUCUGUGCGUCUGCACAAUGAACUGGAGACAGUGGAAGACAAGCGCACACGGGCAGAAGAUGAAAACGAGCAACUCAGGCAAAAGCUCAUCGAGGUGGAGAUCUCCAAACAGGCCAUGCAGAACGAGCUCGAGAGAGCCAAAGAGACUGCUCUGCGGAGGCGAAGCAGUAGAGAAACCUUCAAAGAUAAGAAGUCUUUAACUCAGGAGGACAGUGCAGAUCUGCGCUGUCAGCUACAGUUUGCCAAGGAGGAAUCUGCUCUUAUGCGUAAAAAGAUGGCAAAACUUGGCCGUGAGAAGGAUGAACUGGAACAAGAAUCGCAGAAGUAUAAAUCAGUAUAUGGAGACAUGGACAGUCCUUUGCCCCUGGCAGAGGUGACAGGUGGAGGCCCCCACACCUCCCGGGAAGCCGAAUUAAGGUUACGGCUCAAACUGGUGGAAGAGGAAGCCAACAUUCUGGGAAGGAAGAUCGUAGAGCUGGAGGUGGAAAACCGUGGCCUCAGGGCGGAAAACGAAGACCUACGCUGCCAGUACGAGAGGGACUGCUUUGGGCGUGAACCCUUCUCAAGCGUCCCUACCUCACCGUUUGGUGGUGAUGCCCUGGAAUCUGCAAAUGAACUGCGGCGACACUUGCAGUUCGUGGAAGAGGAGGCAGAGCUGCUGCGGCGCUCCAUCUCUGAGAUUGAGGACCACAACAAGCAGCUGACGUCUGAGCUCAACCGCUUCAAAUUUGGACCCAGCCAAGCCGACCGGGAGUCCGAGGGAGCUGAGGGUGGAAAUGGUGGCACUCUCAAACCUGGUAAUGGUUUCUCGGGAGCAGGGAGUGGUGCCACACUGCAGGAGGAGCUGAAAGCCUCAAGACUCCAGAUCAAUGAGCUAAGUGGGAAGGUGAUGAAGCUGCAGUACGAGAACCGGGUGCUAAUAUCAAAUAUGCAGCGCUGUGACUUGGCGGCACACUUGGGAAUACGCACCAGUAGCCCACGGGAUAGUGAUGUGGAUAGCGAUGCCGGGCGAAGGGAACCAGAUGAGGACGAGACGGCCAGGCUUCUGCUGCUCCACCCCAAACGUGAGGGUCCUGUUGGCGGGGAGAGUGACUCCGAUGACUUGUUUGAGAAAACGGCGACUUCUGGAUUCGCCAGUGGCGAGAAACCUUCAGAUCCUGGCGAACUGGGAGUGGCCGAGUUUGCCCAGCGGAGACGGGAAGACCGGGAGACGCUCCACAACGUCAGGCGUGAAGCUGAGAUGCUUGUUAAAACAGUGGAGCGGGUCAUCACAGAUACGGACAGUCUGAUUCACGAAGGUCAUCUGGUUGUCCUGGGAGGGGACCUUCUUGCGGAAAGUUUGGAGUUCAGAGGUGAUGGGGACUCUGCUGAAUCUAAACCCGACUCUCAGGUGCUGGAUACCAUCAACACCCGCAUGAGGGCUUUUCGAACGGAACUCCAGCAAUUCAUGGACAAGGUGGACCACCUAGGGGAGGGUCUAAGGGACCGCGUCGACGACCUUUCCCCCAUGCCCAACCUCACCGAAUCUAGCAGCUUCCUUUCCUCGGUUACCUCCAUGUCAAGGGACUCACCCAUCGGGACACUGGGAAGGGAUCUGGUGACGGACUUCCAGUACGGGCGCAGGGAGGAGCAGGAGUGGUGCCUAGACCGCCAGAGUGUCCCGGAGGCCCCUGGACAGGGACAGGGCGCCGCUAAGGGCUCCGUCACAGCCAGGGGAGGCCCUGGACUCAGUAGAUACACCAGGCCCCACAGUUUCAGACCCGAGUGCUGGGAUUUUGAGACUGGUGUUCUGUGUUCUGAUGGGGUCCAGUUCCGUGACCCGGUCCUGCCCGAGAUGGGAACGCCUACCAGAGAAAUACAGCUCCGCCUGGAGCACGACAGGAGGAUGAGAGCUGGAGCGGAGGAGAAAGACAGCUGCACAUCAUCCAUCACUCAGCUUGUGCAGGAGGAGGAGAGGAGGAGAGCCGAGGCCCGGCGAGGACUCGAGCUGCAGGGACUUCAAUCUCAUGAGCCAACGUGGCCACAGGAAAGAGUCCUGCUGCAACAGGAAGUGAGGUUGUUCCACCACAACAUGGUCAUUGUCUACAUGAAGCUGCGCUGGAUCCUGAUGCACUGGAGGCUCGGCCGCAGGACGGACGCACUGGAGGAGGGAGCGCAUGCUGAGCUUGUGCAGGAGGAGGAGAGGAGGAGAGCCGAGGCCCGGCGAGGACUCGAGCUGCAGGGACUUCAAUCUCAUGAGCCAACGUGGCCACAGGAAAGAGUCCUGCUGCAACAGGAAGUGAGGUUGUUCCACCACAACAUGGUCAUUGUCUACAUGAAGCUGCGCUGGAUCCUGAUGCACUGGAGGCUCGGCCGCAGGACGGACGCACUGGAGGAGGGAGCGCAUGCUGAGUAUGAACGAUUGGAGAACAUUCCAGAACUGGGCAUUAUGAUCGACCAGGGCGAUGGAGAGACGGAGGGUGAAGACAAAGUGUGCGCCCAAAUCAUAGGAAGUGACCACACAGAGCCUGGCCCCCUCCUGCAGUCACCGGAGAGAUUCCAGUACCAGAAACAGGCAGGGGACAGUCGGCAUGUGCUGCACGCGCUGCGCUCCCUGCUGGAGGAGUUCAGGGCGGAGCUCCGCGAGGAGGCACAGCGGCGCUGGCAGCUGCAGCAGACGUUAGCCAACGAGAGAGCGGCGUGGGAGAUACAGCGCGCUGAAAUGAGGAGUCACGUCACCAGGCUGCAGGAUAUGAGAGGAGAGUCUGCAGGCGCAGGCGCAGAUGAAGGUGCAGUUGCUUCAGAUGUGUUACAGCAGGAGCGGGAGGAACAGCGCUGUCUGCUGGCCGACAGUCACAGCACAGCACUGGAGCUGCGCUGGAAACUGCAGCACGGAGAAAAGUGCUGGACCCACGAGCGGAAUGAACUACUGGAGCGGUUCGAGAAAGAGAGGCAGGAGUGGGACCGCAGCUUACGGGAAAUGUACCGCAAAAUGGAAAAGAUGCAGAAAGAUGUUCUCCAGCCAGAAGGAGGCACAGCGCAUGUCUUCUCUCCUCAGGAGAGCCCCUGUAAGGCUCCUAGAUCUCCACGCUCCCCCUGCACAGCCGCACACACGCAUUCCCACUCCGACUCGGAGGCCACACUGGAGGAGAAGGGGGCGACGGGCAGACCCAGACCCUUUGAGGGACACCGGCCCCCAGAGAGCCUGUUCCUGGACGCCCUCUCUCUGGAUCCUCUGAGCGAAGCCGAGGUGCCUCCUCCAUCACGUCUGGAGAGCGAAAAGCGGUUCCCCCACAUGAAGGAAGUAAGAGAGAGAGCACUGAAUGAGAUUUCUGAGAGUGUGGAUCCUGCCAUUUACCCUGAGGAAGAGAAGAGUGGUGGCAGCCUACUCAGGGCGAAGUCAGUCUGCUCCAUGAGUGACUUCCAGCGUUUGAUGGACAGCUCCCCCUUCCUGCCAGAUAAGAGCAAGCCUGGCGAGCAUGAGCGGGAUGAUGUGACUCCUCCCCUUUCACCAGAUGACCUCAAAUACAUUGAGGAGUUUAAUAGUAAGGGUUGGGAUCUGCCCACCAGUUCCCUGGCCGCUUGCCCCAUUCCUGGCCCAGUAAUCCCCUCUCCAGUGAUGGAGGCCUGGGCAGAGAGGGCAGAAUCCCGAAGGGCCGAGUCUACUUCAGAAGCAUUCCAGCCAGCCUCCUGGUACCUGACCACCAGCACUACCUUGACCACCAACACCAUGAGUAUCCCUGAGUACUGCCAAAAGCUCCCACUCAGGGCAGCCCAGGGGGGUGAACAGUUUGGGGUGCAGGUCCUCCACAGUCCCGUUCGAGGGGAGCGGUCAGCUCCAGGCCCCCCUGAGCAGGAAUACAUGUUCUCCAAAGUGACCAAAGUAAAGGCAGGGGAGGUAGUAGGCGAUGCUGAGGAGGUGUUUGGAGAAAGGUGGCCAUGUGAGCUAAGGAGUAAUUUGGAGGCAGGACUUAGGCCUGGAGAACAUCCAUCGAUUUGCGCUGCUGUCGGGUAUACCUCGUCAUUAGAGCUGGAGCUGGCACGGAAUCUGAGUGAUGACAUGAAGGAAAAGGCGUUUUCUGCUCGGAAUGCCGUCCGAUCAUCUUCUGCAUCCGGAUCCAGCCCUCCGGAAAGGCAGCUACGGGACAUGGCAUGUCAGACGAAUGGUUUAACCACACAGGGAACACAGACCACCCAGACCAUCAGCGUGGGAUUGCAAACAGAGGCUCUUCGCACCCUCACAAGCAGCCCUCACCGCUGUCUAACGCCCAAAGGAGGCUCCACGCCCAUCUCAUCUCCUUCACGUAGCCUGAGAAAGAUGCAGUACUCUCCAGUCGUACAAGCCAAGUUUGAACGCCCAUGCUGUUCGCCGAAAUAUGGCUCACCUAAGCUCCAACGGAAACCUUCUAAUUCUGGCAAAGCAGAACAACCUGUUGGCCAAACCCGUGCUCCCACCCCAACAACCACUGCUCAGCAGCAAAAAGGGAACAACGAAUCCGCUUGGGCCCGUUCCACUACGACCAGAGACAGUCCCGUUCACACCACCAUCAACGACGGCCUCUCCAGCCUCUUCAACAUCAUCGACCACACGCCCAUCGCAUACGACCCCAUUCAGAAAUUCAACAAGUCCCCUAGCCGCUCUCGUCCCACUGAAGCAGGGCCUCAAGAGCCAACGGACCCCAAAUCUCCCAGUGUUUGUGCUGCACAGGGGCCUGUGAGGAACUCUCGGGGCCGGUCCCCAAGCCCUGUGCAGCUGAUUGUAGAGACGCAAGGCGAGAAAACUCCAGAGGUGAUUAGCAUCAGACAGGACCUGUCCGCUCCUCCAGGCUACACUCUAGCUGAGAAUGCAGCACGGAUCUUGAAUAAGAAACUACUGGAGCAGAGCUUCAGAGAAGAAAGGAGGCUUUCCGCUUCAUUCGCAGCUUCUCCAAACAAAACCGGAGACACAGAGAAACCAGGAUGUCUUGAGGACUUGCCUCGUUCGCCAGUGGCUCCACCUCUGGACUCCUGCUUCCUGCGUCCGGCUCGUCCCGCCAACCGCCGUCCUCCGUCCCGCUGGGCCGCCCACUCGCCCUCAUCCUCGCCCAACUACAAAGACCGAUCGGAGAUGUUCCGCUUCCCCUCGCCCGUCAGACCGGUUCAGACCAUCCCGGAGAUAGAGGAGCCCGGUCAGGAGGUUUUCCCUUAACCAGCCUAGACUACAUCCUUCUGUGCUUUCUGUCACCUUGAGUUCAGUCAGCAACCUGUUUAUCUCAACCUCAAGUAUGAUUUUAAAAUUUCACUUCUGAAAUGCCCCGAAAAAGGGAAGUGUGGUGAUAAAUCAGGAUUGUAUUUACGCUUUCACUCUCCUUAACCAUCUCCCAUUCCUGACCACACACGUACUACGCACACCGUCGGAGCGACGGAACCAUCGAGAACCUUUCUAAAAAACAUUUAACUGCCCUGCCACUAGAGGGCAGAGUUCUGUGAGCACCAGCUGAACUGAUCCAAUAGGAAACAGUUCCAGAAAUUCCGUUUCGGAAUUAUCAAGGACCUGGAAUGUACUGAUGCAAAACACCGCAAAGUGUUCCAUAAGAGGUGCCUACACACGCAUGACCUCGCGACGGUCCCGUACCCGUGUGUGUCCGUGUACAAUGUAUGCAAUACAUACCACUCGAUAUGUGUUGGUCAUUAAGCCGCAAACUUCUUUUCAGAUGUUCUGAAAAAUAUAACUGGAUAGUAAUAACAUUUGUCGGAUCAGCAUAAAAGUUUACAUGUGUUGAUUUAUAUUCAUUUUGGAGGGGUGAAAAUCAUUUGUUAAAUGAUGUUCUGUGUAUAUAGUUUAUAAAGCUAUUUUCUUAAUUUCUGCGUACAUCCCGUUUCGUUGGAAACCUUUGAUGCUUGAAUUAAAAAGUUGUAUUUGUAAAGAGAAUUAGAUCAAAACUAAAGGAGAAAACGCACACACACACACUCUCUAGUUCGACAGGGACGAAUGAUACAUGAUGUCAAUCAUAAUGUAUUUAAAACCCAAUGUAAAACUGAAUGUUCG
This is a messenger RNA of Sinocyclocheilus rhinocerous, 7047 nucleotides long. RefSeq names its product microtubule cross-linking factor 1-like. Gene Ontology annotation, biological process: regulation of autophagy. NCBI's taxonomy places the organism in Eukaryota, Metazoa, Chordata, Actinopteri, Cypriniformes, Cyprinidae. Bases 1 to 6207 code for a protein of 2068 amino acids. The record is from RefSeq and is a predicted model, not a curated record. The transcript has 17 exons.